UUCCCAAAAGGACACGCUAGGGUGCAUUAGAUAUGUUACGAUUGCCCAAGAAAGGACUGCAGAGAUUUGAUCAGGUCCAGGAUGAGGAAACCUACCUGGAGAACUUAGCGGUCCAGAGAAACGCUUCUGCCUUUUUUGAGAAAUACGAUCGGAGCGAAGUGCAGGAGCUGCUGACCACCGCGCUGGUGAGCUGGCUGUCGGGCAAGGAGGACGUCCACCUCCAGAUGGACUCCCCGAGCGGGAUCAUGAGCCAGAUGAACAACGUGGGCUUCAACAGGACCAUCCUGCUCAUGCCCGUGGACCCCACGGCCCUCCUGGACUACAGAGAGGUCCACCAGAUCAUCCGCGAGCUGGCCGUGGGCAUUUACUGCUUAAACCAGAUCCCGGGCAUCAGCUUAGAGGCCAAUUAUGACCAGAGUUCUUCCUGCCAGCUACCGCCGGCCUAUUUUGAUACCAGAAUUGGGCAGAUUCUGAUCAACGUCGACUACAUGCUGAAAGCCCUGUGGCACGGGAUCUACAUGCCCAAGGAAAAGCGGGCCCGGUUCUCCGAACUGUGGCGGACCAUCCUGGACAUCGACCCGGAGGGCAAGCCGCAGACAAGCAAAGAUAUCUUCGCCGAGUUCAGCUCGGCGGGCUUGAUCGACAUUACAAAUGACCCCGACUUUAACGGGAUCUAUGACGAGGACAUGAAUGAAGACCCAACAUACAAUCCCAAUUCCCCGGAGGAAACGGCGGUGUUUAUGAAAUACGCCGAGAACAUGCUGCUGAAGUUGACCUUCAGCACCCUGCAGGUGCAGCAGUGCGAGAACGUGUUUGUGUUCGACACGGCCUUCUGGCUCACCAACGCCAUCAAGUGCACCCAGGACUGCCUGGACAUCUGCACCUACCAGCGGCUCCAGCAGCGGCUGUACCUCCAGCAGAAGGUGAUUCAGAAACACUUUGAGAAGAAAAGGGAGAUCCGAAGAGGGAUCGGGUACCUGAAGCUAAUAUGUUUCCUGACCCCGUUUCUCCUGAGUCUGAAGAAGAAGAUGAAAGUGCCCUAUCUGAGCAGUCUGCUGCCGCCCUUCUCCGACGACAAGGUCAAGACCGAGCGAGAAUUGCCUCCGUUUAUUUACGGGCCGGACUUUAAAUGCCAGAACUUCCAGUUCACGAAGCACCAGUACUUCCACGUGCACGGCGGGAUUGAGUUUGAUAUCACCACGCCUGCCAUCGAGGACGCGCUGCAAGUUUUCCAGGACAAUCUGGAAAAAAUACAGGAUUGUGCCGCUAGCACGUUUGCGGAAGAUUCCGGGUACAAAGAAUAUUACUCCAUACCAGUCAUGGAAUUUAACGGAAAGAGCUACUAUGUGAUCUGUUUUGAACUGGAAACUUUCUAUCAGCAACUGUACAAGACGCAGUGGUGGGGAGCCAUCAACGAAAUCGUGAACAACCUGCGGCCCAAGAGGCUUCCGCUGACAGAUACCCAGUUACACGAACAAUUUAAGAAGAAAUUUGGUUUCAAGAAAGCUAUGAAGUGCAAGAGCAUCCCAUUCGGCAUGAAGUCCGCGGUGGAGAAAGGCCUGUCCGCCGUGUUCCACACCUUCAGCCGCAAGACCUCCAGCUCCACCAUCAACGUGUCGGACGAGGCGGGCUACGCCAUCUUCCACCACGCCGCCCUGCACAACCGCGUGCCCAUCAUCUGCCAGCUCUGCAAGGCCAACUUCAACGUCAACCAGAGGCGCUUCAUCAUGUUCAGCCAAGAGUCAUCAAAAACGGACGCAAAAAGAGAAAGGAAUGGUCCCACGCCUCUGCACCUGGCCGCACAGGCCUGCUCCUUGGAGUCCACCACCUGCCUCCUCUGCUUCAAAGCCGACUACACGCUUCCCGAGAAAAGGGGCUGGAUGCCCAUCCACUUCGCCGCUUUCUAUGACAACAUCUGCGUCAUCAUGAUCCUCUGCAGGAAGGACCCGAGCCUGCUGGAGGCCGAGGCGACGGCUGAGAACCAGUGCACGCCGCUGCUGCUCGCGGCCACGUCAGGAGCGCUGGACACCAUCAAGUACCUGUUCUCCCUCGGGGCCAACUGGAGGAAGACGGACAUCAAGGGCAACAACAUCAUCCACCUGUCCGUGCUGACCUUCCACACGGAGGUCCUCAAGCACAUCAUCGAGCUGCACCUCCCCGAGCUCCCUGUUUGGAAGACUCUGGUAGAAAUGCUGCAAGGCGAAAGCUACAAGCGGAGGAUGAUGGCCGUCAUGUCCUUGGAGGUGAUUUGCUUGGCCAAGGAGGAGUACUGGCAGUGCAUUUUGGAUGCAGGCACCAUCCCUGCCCUGAUCAACCUGUUAAAAGGCUCCAAGAUAAAGCUGCAGUGCAAGACGGUGGGGCUGCUGAGCAACAUCUCCACGCACGCGAGCGUGGUGCACGCCAUCGUGGAGGCGGGCGGCAUCCCGGCCCUCAUCAGCCUGCUGGCGUCCGACGAGCCCGAGCUGCACUCGCGCUGCGCCGUCAUCCUGUACGACAUCGCGCGGCUGGAGAACAAGGAGGUCAUCGCCCGACACAACGGGAUCCCGGCUCUGAUCAACCUCCUGAAGCUGGACAUCGAGAACGUGCUGGUGAACGUGAUGCACUGCAUCCGGGUCCUGUGCAUGGGCAACGAGAGCAACCAGCGGGCGGUGAGGGACCACCGGGGCACCCAGUACCUCAUCAUGUUCCUGCGCUCCAGCUCGGACUUGCUGAAGGCCGUGGCCUCGGCCACCAUAGCGGAGGUGGCCCGCGACAACAAGGACGUGCAGAACGCGCUGGCGGCCGAGGGCGCCAUCCCGCCGCUGGUGGCCCUGUUCAAGGGGAAGCAGCUGAACGUGCAGGUGAAGGGCGCCAUGGCCGUGGAGGCGCUGGCCAGCUACAACCCGUCCAUCCAGAGGGCCUUCCUGGAGGACUCCCUGAGCAAAUACCUCCUGAAGCUCCUCAAGGCCUUUCAGCUGGACGUGAAGGAACAGGGAGCCGUGGCGCUGUGGGCCUUGGCGGGGCAGACGCUGAAGCAGCAGAAGUACAUGGCAGAGCAGAUCGGGUACAACUUCAUCAUAAACAUGCUCCUGUCGCCGUCGGCGAAGAUGCAGUACGUCGGAGGCGAAGCAGUCAUCGCCCUGAGCAAGGACAGCCGGCUGCACCAGAACCAGAUCUGCGAGGGGAACGGCAUCGCGCCGCUGGUCCGCCUGCUGAGGAUCAGCAAGCUGGCCGAGGGCACGCUCCUGAGCGUCAUCCGAGCCGUGGGGUCCAUGUGCAUCGGUGUCGCCCACACAAGCAACCCCACGAGCCAGCAGUUCGUGGUGGAGGAGAACGCCUUCCCGGUGCUGAUCCAGCUGCUGAGGAGCCACCCGUCUCUGAGCAUCAAGGUGGAGGUGGCCUUCUCCUUGGCCUGCAUCGUCCUGAGGAAUAAAUUGCUGCAGAAGGAAUUGCAAGAAAGUGAAGGCUUCAAGUAUGCGGAUGUCCUCUUUCUUCUGCACGCCCCAGAUAAGGACAUCCGCUUAAGAGCAGGCUAUGCACUAACCCUUUUUGCCUUCAAUGAUCUCUUUCAACAAUAUUUAAUAUUGGAAAAUGGAAUAAUGACCCUCUCCAUCUUUGAACCUUUUCUUGAAUCAACCAUUGAAACGGAGAAGGCGAUGGCAGCAUUCCAGAUUAUUAUAUUAGCUAAAGUCAUUAUAGAUGUGGACCAUAUCACUUUGUAUUUAAGAGGAGUUACUAUUCUGAUUGAUAGUCUGUAUUCACUUCAGUCCACCACGAUUGUCCUGACAGGGAACUUAAUCGCCAGCCUGGCUCACUCCAGAGCUGGGAUUCCAGAGGCGUUUACCACCGUAGGGACCGUGCAGCGGCUCUGCUACCACCUGUACUCCGGAAAAGAAGAGGUGCGCACAGCUUGCUCCUGCGCGCUCGGCUACCUCACCUACAACGCCAAUGCUUUCCGCAUCCUCCUCAAGGAAUGCAGGAAUAAGCCGAAUCAGUUCCUCCGGCUGAUAAACAGCAUCAGCAGAGAUGCCAGCAUUAACCCGGCGUUUUUAAAGGAAUUCAGAAUGCAGCAAAAAGUGGGACUCCCUUCCUUAAGUCUGGAGAAGAACGGCGGCCCCUGCAUAAAUCCUGUCUUCAAAAAAGGGAAGGAGCACCGAAGGAAGUUAAGACCGAAAAUGCAACCACGAGAUUCUCUGACGUUACUGCCUCCCGUAACGAACUUCAUAGGACUCUUCCAAACACCCAAGAAGUCCACCGUGUCUCACAACAUUUUCUCCUUUGCAUCCGCCACGUCAUCGGACGUCAUCAAAGUGUCAAGACCGAGGAUAGUCCUGUUGAGCGAACUCGGGAAGCGCGCUCAGAAAGUCACCUUCGAGCCCCCAGAAGGCCAAUAAACGCAUCCGAGUGUGACGGAUUCCUGAGCAACU
Eptesicus fuscus (big brown bat) is the source of this 4406-nucleotide messenger RNA. RefSeq names its product ankyrin and armadillo repeat containing (gene ANKAR). The transcript is spliced from 23 exons. Lineage: Eukaryota; Metazoa; Chordata; Mammalia; Chiroptera; Vespertilionidae. Gene Ontology annotation, molecular function: protein binding. The record is from RefSeq and is a predicted model, not a curated record. Bases 33 to 4373 code for a protein of 1446 amino acids.